Pelodiscus sinensis (Chinese soft-shelled turtle) is the source of this 677-nucleotide messenger RNA. The record is from RefSeq and is a predicted model, not a curated record. NCBI's taxonomy places the organism in Eukaryota, Metazoa, Chordata, Testudines, Trionychidae.
CCAGGAGCUGGCGCCACGUGGUCUCUAACUGGGUUCUUUCAUUGUCAUUUCCUAGGUCCAGCUGGGAACUUCCCGACCUGCGAGAAGGGCGAGUAAAAGCCAUCAGCGACUCUGAUGGUGUGAGCUACCCCUGGUACGGGAACACCACGGAAACCGUGACCUUGGUGGGGCCCACCAGCAAGGUCUCCCGGUUCUCAGUCAGUAUGAAUGACAAUUUUUACCCGAGUGUGACGUGGGCGAUCCCGGUGAGUGACAGCAACGUGCCGCUGCUGACCAGGAUUAAGAGGGACCAGAGCUUCACCACAUGGCUCGUGGCCAUGAACAUGACCACCAAGGAGAAGAUCAUCCUGCAGACCAUCAAGUGGCGGAUGCGCGUGGAGAUUGAAGUGGACCCCAUGCAGCUGCUGGGGCAGCGAGCGCGACUAGUGGGAAGGACUCAGCAGGAGCAGCCCCGGAUUCUGAGCCGGAUGGAACCCAUCCCCCCAAACGCACUAGUGAAACCCAACGCCAACGAUGCCCAGGUCCUCAUGUGGAGACCCAAGCGAGGCCAGCCGCUGGUCGUGAUACCUCCCAAGUAGAUGGCGUGUGGGCGGGCUUGCUGGAGGACUUCCUUGCGGCUGGCGUGGUGCAAAUGGGCUGGAUUUCUUGAGCCAAAGCAGACCUGGGGGGGCCAUGUG